AGAAGACUAAUUUUUUACCGAAGAUUGUAGAAAAUUGAGAAGAACAAUCGUCCCUUUAAUUUGAUUAGAUCUUUUGGCGAGAGGGAUGAAGUCGAAACUAGGUUCUUGGUGGACAAAUCAUUUUUCUGGCCAUUAAACCACAAAUUGGUUUUUAGUAGUUGCUUUUUUGCAGUUCUAGUUACCACCAGCACCUUAGUAAUCAAUAGCCAUUACUAUGAAAGGUCAAAAUUAAGAACAAGAAUAAAAGAACAGACAGAGAGUGUUAAAAGACCAGAAUGCAAUUGCCAAUUGGGCUCAGAAUAAAACAAAACUGAAAGGGUUAAAAUUAAGAAUAAGAUACAAAGGUAUAGAAAUAAAAAUGGGCGUAUUUCAUUUUAUUUUCGGGCUUGGAAUCAGAACAUAAAUCCUUGAAAGCUAUCCAAAACAUUACCCGCACCAAUUAUGCCCACCAAAUCAUGAGUUUAGUAGGUUUCACCGAUUCACUCCUCACUUUCACACCCCCUUCCCUUCCCUUCCCUCACUCUCCAUCUCCUUUCACUCUCUUGUUUUUCCAUCAAACCCUUUAAUGUUAAUGUGAGAAAUCUUGAUUGCAAGCAUGGAUCCCAGGCAAUUGGGGCUACACAUGGAACCAGCCAAGGAGUCAGUGGUCUUAAAUGGGAAUCUUUAUGGAAAUAUAGAGCCUUAUGCGACUGGUUUUUUGAAGUUUCUGAUCUUCACACAAUUUACUAUGAACAAUCAGGAAAUCCGACUGGGCAUGCAAGUAGCCAUGGCGUUUGCAAGGAUAGAAAAUCAUUACUUUGUGAACAAGGGGUUUUUCCCUUCAGAUUCUUCCCUAUUAGAAAAUGUUGAUAAAAAACGACACAUCAACACUACAAUUGCACAGGUGUCAAGCAGUAAUCGAUUUAACACAGUCAAAUUAUGUUGCUGGGGAGACAUGAUGUUUGCAGUCCUAUGAUGUCUGCUUGGGAUCUUCAUAGGGCAUGGGCAGAGGCAGUUCUAAAGGUAAGUGAACUUCUCUGAGCUGUAGGCUCAGUCACAAAAAGAGGGGGGGGUUGGCUUAAGUGAACUGGUAUUUGCAGAAUAAAUUUCUUAGCUAAUUUUCUUGUCGAUUCAGCAUAUGGAAAAUUAGAUUGUCAAGAAAAAAAUAUAUUUUUAUUUUCUUUCA
Populus nigra (black poplar) is the source of this 1165-nucleotide messenger RNA. RefSeq lists its product as uncharacterized. Gene Ontology annotation, cellular component: cytoplasm. Gene Ontology annotation, molecular function: aminopeptidase activity. The record is from RefSeq and is a predicted model, not a curated record. Lineage: Eukaryota; Viridiplantae; Streptophyta; Magnoliopsida; Malpighiales; Salicaceae. The coding region runs from base 596 to 955 and encodes 119 amino acids. The transcript is spliced from 4 exons. Gene Ontology annotation, biological process: proteolysis.